This is a messenger RNA of Sphaerulina musiva SO2202, 429 nucleotides long. RefSeq lists its product as uncharacterized. Bases 1 to 429 code for a protein of 142 amino acids. The transcript has a single exon. Lineage: Eukaryota; Fungi; Ascomycota; Dothideomycetes; Mycosphaerellales; Mycosphaerellaceae. The record is from RefSeq and is a predicted model, not a curated record.
AUGCUUUAUCCGCCCGCCUUCGAGAUACUUGCAAAUCCACCGACAGAGCCUAGCACACUGCCGCUGGUGCGCCACAUGGUUCGACAUGGAAUUUCCGCCAUCGGAGACACAUCACCAGUGAACGCGCAAGAAAUGAGAGAGCAAUGUGGUCGGUUGGACAAUUUUGGGGUCUGCAAGCAUGGCGGCGCCAAAGCCGUCAGCAGCACGCAUGCAGCCUCACCCUCACUGUCCGAUUCCCAGCCAAAGCACGUCACCGGCGGAGCUGAGUCCAGGACCUGCUGCCUGCCGCGCUACGCUGCGCUACGUUGCGCUGCGUCUUCUUCUUGCAAAGCUCUGUAUUGCACUGCAAGUGCUCCCUCCCUUGUAGAGGCCUCCCAACCCAGUGGAUGUGAAGUGUGGCAACAGCCAUCAGCGUUCCCGCAGCCAUAG